AUGGAGGCCGCGCUGCGCAAGGCCGAGGUCAAGGAGAAGGAGGCCAUCGUCAACAAAGCGCACGCCCUCCUCAUGCUUGGCAUUUGUCGUCCGGCAGGUUUCUCUGUAGCGGCCGUCGGCCCGGCGAGCACAUGCUCGUCGGUCGCCCGGCCUCCGCACUGCCAGUCGCCGGCGUCGCGGACCACGCCUAUGUCGCCCAACUUUCCCCCGCCAAGGCACGACGGCCAGACCCGUUUCUCGGGGUCGCCGGACGUGGGCGUGAUCAUGCCGUCCACCCGGAGUCCCUGGCCUCCACCCACCGAAGCACCGAACCGUUCUUGCACCACCGCGACGGCGCUGCUCGGCGACGCUCUGCGGCAGGCCAUCAUGCCGCGGGGUGAGUACGAGGCGCUGCGGGACGAGGAGCGCGCGCUGCCGCUAGCAGCGGCGGCUGCCGCCUGCGUCGCCUUCGCUACCGUUGCCGCGGUGGGGAUCAGCCUCGGGAUCGUGUUUCCCGCCGAGCCCGCGGACCGGCCCUUCUGCCGGGAGCGCCGCAUGCUGGAGGCGCUCCCGGCAGCUGCUAGCAGCCGGGAGGAGGAGCCCGAGGCGUAUCGGUACCGAGGCGGGGCUUUCUACAUGACCACGGCCGAGGCUGCCGACUUCUACUGGAUGGUCGUCUUGGUGCCAUCCGCUGUCCUCUUCGCCGCAUCCGCCGCUUACCUCGUAUCAGGAAUAUCUGUUGCAUAUGCUGCUCCAAGGAGGCAUCCGUUCAUUUGCAUUGUCGAGAAUAACUUCUGUGCUUCUAGAAGAGGUGGUAUGCGUUGCCUGGCUAUAGUGAAUGCAGCUUUCGCCCUCAUAUUUGGUCUCAUGGCAAUAGUCUUUGGAUCAAUGCUUCUGGCCCUUGGAAGUAGUUGCUCGAUUCCUCUCUUCUGGUGCUACGAAAUUGCAGCAUGGGGUUUAGUUAUCCUUUACGGUGGUACAGCCUUCUUCUUGAGAAGGAAAGCGGCAGCGGAGGGCGAUUAUGCUAGCCAUAUUGUGGGCCUUGAGAUGCUCGAGACCACAAUUGAGGUGACCUCAGAGGCGCAGAGGCGUGUAAACGAUGGCUUCAAAACAUGGAUGGGGUCAUCGCUUCUAUCUUCAGACGAUGAGGAGGAAGCUUUGGAUGACUAUAUAGAGCACAAUGCUCCUGCCCCGAAAGCUUCAGUUCAGCACAGGAAGGAAAAUGAUUUACAAGAGCUGACUUAAUGUAUAAACAAAUGUACAUAGUUCACUUAUUCCUUGAGGUUUGGUGAUGUUGUAAAUGCGUGGCUCGAGUUCCACGGCUUAAAGUGUGUUAUUUCGUUCGUUUUCCACUGGAGAGCAACGAAAAGAGGGGUUAGUUAGCAAGCCAAAUACAGGGAUCCUUCUUUCGAUCACUUACUAUUCGUCCAUUUCAAUCCAGGGACGAAAUACUCCCUCUGUCCGAAAAAAGUUGCCCCUCUAGCACUAAUACAUUCAUUUGAGGGACAAGCUUUUCCGGACGGAUGGAGUAGUAAAUAGGAAUGCAGUCCCUAUCUUAUGCGCAUUGUUAUUUUACUUUA
Triticum dicoccoides is the source of this 1559-nucleotide messenger RNA. RefSeq lists its product as uncharacterized. Bases 1 to 1224 code for a protein of 407 amino acids. The transcript has 4 exons. The record is from RefSeq and is a predicted model, not a curated record. Lineage: Eukaryota; Viridiplantae; Streptophyta; Magnoliopsida; Poales; Poaceae.